Phytophthora nicotianae INRA-310 is the source of this 682-nucleotide messenger RNA. RefSeq lists its product as hypothetical. The transcript has a single exon. Lineage: Eukaryota; Oomycota; Peronosporomycetes; Peronosporales; Peronosporaceae. The record is from RefSeq and is a predicted model, not a curated record. The coding region runs from base 278 to 682 and encodes 134 amino acids.
GCCGAACUGGCAAAGCCCACUUGUCUACAUCCUAUCACAAGGAAUAUUACGAGAUAGGGUUCGAGUUUUUAAAUGCUAGAGCGCUACAGUCGCAUCCGUCCUGAGAUCUAGAGAGUGGACGGAGGACUUUGUUUCACGGGGGUCUGCGCAUCACAACUCCUUGCUCUGCUCGAGCACAUCAAGAAGUUCCUGAGCGUGAUGAAUAGCUACAGUGCGAGGGAGUCGAAUUGACCGACAUCCGUCUCCUAUUAGACUCCGCGGUAGCGAGUAUCCAUCCAUGCGAGAGCAGCUUCAACUGACUGCUAAAAUUGUUCACCCGUCCGUCUUUGAGGCAGCGACCAUCAAUAUUAUCAAUGGAGGCGCACUCUUAACAGCAGAAGUUGUAGCUGUAAAGCUAUUCAAGAUCUCAAGUCAUGGUAGCAAGAGGAAGGCAAGCAAAGAAGAUUACUCGACACAGAUUCUCCGCGCCGACCCAACCAAGCGUUCUAAGCACGGUGGAGACGGCUGUGACAUUACUUACAGCGAGCGGUUGAAGCAGCUACCUCAAACAUUGAAUGCUAUCGAGCGAUUACUCUUGCAGUGUGAGCUGGUGCUUACACCUCAGCGGACAUGCAUGUUGCCUGCUACCGUGAGCUUCAUCACUAAGUUGAUGCAAUUUCGCAUGCUCCCGUUUAUUCUAUGA